AUGAGGAUGUGUGACAGAGGUAUCCAGAUGUUGAUCACCACUGUGGGAGCCUUCGCAGCUUUUAGUUUAAUGACCAUUGCAGUGGGCACGGACUACUGGUUAUAUUCCAGAGGUGUGUGCAGGACUAAAUCUACAAGUGAUAAUGAAACCAGCAGGAAGAAUGAAGAAGUAAUGACCCAUUCGGGGCUGUGGAGGACCUGCUGCCUAGAAGGGGCUUUCCGAGGCGUGUGCAAGAAAAUCGAUCACUUUCCUGAAGAUGCUGACUACGAACAGGAUACGGCUGAGUAUCUCUUGCGGGCCGUGAGGGCCUCCAGCGUCUUCCCCAUCCUCAGUGUCACGCUGCUGUUCUUCGGCGGGCUCUGCGUGGCGGCCAGCGAGUUCCACCGCAGCAGACACAACGUCAUUCUGAGCGCCGGCAUCUUUUUUGUCUCUGCAGGGUUAAGCAACAUCAUCGGCAUCAUAGUGUAUAUAUCGGCCAACGCUGGAGACCCGGGGCAGCGCGACUCCAAGAAAAGCUACUCGUACGGCUGGUCCUUUUACUUCGGAGCCUUCUCCUUCAUCAUCGCGGAGAUCGUGGGCGUGGUCGCCGUGCACAUCUACAUAGAGAAGCAUCAGCAGCUGCGCGCCAAGUCCCACUCGGAGCUCCUGAAGAAAUCCACCUUCGCCCGCCUCCCGCCUUACAGGUACAGAUUCCGGCGGCGGUCCAGUUCCCGCUCCACGGAGCCCCGCUCGCGAGACCUGUCCCCCAUUAGCAAAGGUUUCCACACCAUCCCCUCCACCGACAUCUCCAUGUUCACCCUCUCCCGGGACCCCUCCAAGAUCACCAUGGGGACCCUCCUCAACUCCGACCGGGACCACGCUUUUCUACAGUUCCACAACUCCACGCCCAAAGAGUUCAAAGAGUCGCUGCACAACAAUCCCAACAGGCGCACCACGCCCGUCUGA
This is a messenger RNA of Lepus europaeus (European hare), 945 nucleotides long. It is a transcript of the gene CACNG3, whose product is annotated as calcium voltage-gated channel auxiliary subunit gamma 3. Gene Ontology annotation, molecular function: voltage-gated calcium channel activity; channel regulator activity. Bases 1 to 945 code for a protein of 314 amino acids. The record is from RefSeq and is a predicted model, not a curated record. Gene Ontology annotation, biological process: postsynaptic neurotransmitter receptor diffusion trapping; calcium ion transport; neurotransmitter receptor transport, postsynaptic endosome to lysosome. Gene Ontology annotation, cellular component: postsynaptic density membrane; AMPA glutamate receptor complex. The transcript has 4 exons. Lineage: Eukaryota; Metazoa; Chordata; Mammalia; Lagomorpha; Leporidae.